This is a messenger RNA of Diabrotica balteata, 4693 nucleotides long. The record is from the annotation of a GenBank genome assembly. Lineage: Eukaryota; Metazoa; Arthropoda; Insecta; Coleoptera; Chrysomelidae.
CGCAUCAGUCACCGCAUUAUAAUGCAUCGCAUUAUUCCUGCAUAUUUAGCUUUAAUAUUUAUAUUUUUGUUUUAGCGUCGUCACUUCUGUGUCAGUCGUAAUGGACAUUGGCAAUGGAACCAAAACGAUAUACUCCGAUCCGUUGGGCAAACCGAUGGAAAAACCUCUAAGUUCUUCCGAUGUGGCCAGUCCAAUAAAACUUCUCAAUCCUGAUAGAUACGAGUUUUACACUUUUGACGAUAACGGAAAUCUAGUUAGACGAUUAAUGUCAUUAGAAGAAAUCAAAGGGAUUAUAGCUACGGGUGACAGUGACGGUUUGGAAUACGAUUCCGGAUUUUCGGAGGCUUAUAUACCAGAAAAAAGAGUCAAUGAUGUUCUGAGUAACGUGCAGAAUGUUUUAAAAGAAGAAAUGGAAAUACAUAGUACUAAAUUAGAAGGUUUUCCUACACUAGACACCCCAGAUGUAUCAGAUUCUUGGAAUAUGAUACUUCCAGCAGUUUUUGGAAACUCUGGAGCUGAUAUCACUCCUGAAAAACCGCCUUUGCAUGUAACGCCAGAUACUAUCAUGAUAGAACCUACUGAAAAACAUCACAGCACGCCUAGAUCUACACCUUUAACUAGUCCUUCGACAGCAGCUUCUAACAAAGUUUCUGGAUUUCCUCCUCUUUCAAGUUACUCUACAUCUACGACUACUGCUGCUUCUACGUCUACCUCUACAGUUACUUCUACGUCUACUUCUACAGUCGCUUCUACGUCAAUAUCUCCCGUUACCUCCACUAGUGCACCAACUUCAUCUUUCACUUCUCCAUCAACUUCUACAUUCGCAACUUCUACCACAACUUCUAAAUCUACCCUUAUUCCAAUAUCUCCUAUCACCUCUACCUUUUCAUCUUCUGCUUCUUCAACGUCUACAAAUAAUAUAUCUCAUUCUAUUACUAGUUAUACCUCUCAUCCUUUUAUUUCUGCCAUUUCUACAUUACCCACUAUUUCCAUUACUUCAGAAAAACCAACGAAAGAAGCUGAAAGAACGACAGUGCUGACCACUGAAUCCAAAGAAGUUGCUACAAACUUAGAUACAAUUAGUGAUUUCAGUACAAAAGAAUAUAUUCCUAUUAGUACAAUAACAGCUCAAAAACUAGAGAGAACUACUGGUUCAUACCAAGAUACUCAGAGUACUUAUCUUCCUGUAACUGAUAAAUUUAUUAAAAUAGAUACGGUCACUUCUCCAAAGCCAACACCCAGUGAGAUUCAAUUUAUUAAGAUUGAACCACUUACAUCUACGACAGAGUUAUCUACAACGGAAGAAGAACGGUUCAUAACGGAAUCAGCUUCAAGUUCGUCCACAAAUAAAAAUGUGCCAGAAGAAAGCGUAACAAAUUUGCAGGAACUAACAAUACAGUCUGUUGAAUCAACAAUAAACUGUACAUCAGACAAAAAUGAGAUAGACACUACAACUACACCACCAUUGAUCGAUGAUAUUAACGCCAUAGAUAAAAUAGCUGCACCAGAAAUUUUGAAUCAACUGUUUGCGACGCCAUUGGUUCAUGAUAUCAAUAGUGAAAUUAUGAGAGAUACAAUGAACCAGCUUUUGAACAACGCUCCAACAGAAAUUAGCAAUGAUACAUUCGAAACAACUACAGAAAAUAUUAGUUCUACUGAUACAAAUGAAUCAACCUUGUUUUUAAAGGAAGAAACUACUGUGGGCAGUACUUUAACUACAGUAGGAGAAAUAUUUACAGUGAAAAUUCCUUUACUACCUGCAGAAAAAGAUAAUGUAAAUACAAUUGCUAACGAUUUUAGUGAAACUGAAGGCACUUCUAUAAUACCUACUACAUUUUCAGUAUUAAAUAACACAUAUAUGUCAACUCAAACAGAAAAAGUUUUUACCAUUCUCCCUCACAAUAUUUCUACAGAAACCAAUAUUAAACCUAUAAUAGAAUAUUUAAACGGAGCACCUAUUAAGAGUACAAAGUUGGAAGCUUCUAAUGAAACUAUCACUGAAGAAGAAAAUUCUAAAGAACUGAUAAAAACAACAACUGAAACUGAAUUACCUGAUUUAAACGGUACUACAAUUAUCGGUCCAAUUACAUUAAUCGACAGUGCUAAUGACCAAAAUGAUAAUAGUAUACGAAUACCACUAAUUGAACCCACGCAGAUCACAUCGCUGAUUCUAAACAGCACAAAUACCGAUACACCUUCCAUUAACAUUAUUAUCAAUGAAUCUACCAAAGGUACUACUCCACAACUAGUUACUACUACUACUACUUCACGCCCGUCUACCUAUACAACUCCCAAUGAUACCAAAAAUAUAGUACUUGAAACUGUCAGUGUCGAAACACCUUCUUCCACGACAAUAAAAAAACCAGAAAGUACCACUGAGAAUAAUCCUAUAGCUACACAACAAAAUAUAUUACGAACUACAGAACAAUCAACAAUUAAACCACUGACUGUGACAACUAAACUUCAAACUACAACAGUGCCUGCAACGUCUACAAAAGUACUAUUAGGUACUUCAAAAGAACCAGAGAUGAAUAAAAAAGAAACCAACUGGACCUUGGUACCGACUAUUGCGCCUCACAGUGGAAACACUUUUGAAAAUCCUUUGUCUUCUGUAGAAACUUAUCCAGAGAUUUUAGAACCGUCUCAAAUUAUUGACUUAAAAGCUGAACCCUUCAGUGGUUUUGGUCUGGAAGAUAGUACUUCUGCGUUAGAAAGAGAUAUCUAUCAAUUCUCUCAGUUGUACAAUGAACUGGCGUUUGAUUUUUGGAAGACUAGCACUAAUACUUUAAGUCAUGCUAGAAGUGUUGUUGUGUCACCUUUCGGGGCUAUAUCUUUGUUGGCGAUGAUUUUCUUAGGGGCCAGAGGUUCUACAUCAGCAGAAAUGAAUGAAAUACUAAAACUAGAUGACAUGAUAACUUUCAAUCCUCAUUUGGUGCUUAAAAACGUGGGUGAAUCAAUCGUAGCUGAAGAGAAAGGAUCUGGUAUUGUAACAUCUGCUAUUAUUCGAGAAAUGUUUAGCGAUAAAAACAAAGGAAGGAUUUUACCAUUCUACAAGGAAAGAGUACGAGCGUUUUAUGAUGGAUAUGUUGAAGAGGUCAAUUUCUCCGAAAUUGGGGACAUUAUAAGAAGAAGGACGAAUUUACAAGUGAAGAAGCAUUCUUCAGGAAGAAUCCCCGAAUUCCUGACUGAUAUGUCCGUUGCCGGGAAACCACCACUAUUAGGACUUAGUGUUAAUGUUUUUCAGAUUGCAGUAUUACUUCGGCCGAAGAACGAGACAGCGAAAUGCAUUUUACUGUGCUUCCCAGCAUAAGGCAAAGAAGACUUGUUCCAAUCCCUGCGGCUCUUUAUAGAUCAGGAUUUUUAGCAGGCUACGAAGCAAGUUUGGAUGCCACAGCAGUAGCUAUCGGAGAUAAGACCAAGACUGUUAGUACUAUUUUCGUGAUGCCUGGUCAACAAGGUAUGCCUGCACCUGGAGAUGGGCUAGCGAGGUUAGAGAAGAGUCUAGUCGAGAGCUCUGUUAAAAAAGGAGCCUGGUCGAGACUUUUGCGCUCACUAAUACCAAGAGCAGGUCUGGAAGUGCAAAUUCCCAAAAUAGUCCACAGAUCAGUCAUCAACACCACUUUUGCGCUGAGCAAGAUGGGCUUCACUGAACUUUUCAACAAAGAAAAAGCUGAUCUUAUGGGCAUGAAUGGAGUACCUAAUGAACUAUAUAUCUCAGAUAUUAUUCAACUUAAUCAGUUCACGACGUGUGGUGAACGUAGAACAGACCAUCAUUCGGAGAUCUAUCCCAAUAGAGCAGGAAGAAACGGAAAAUUACUACCAUUUAUGCAGAUGAACGAUCACUUCGCGAGGGAUCUCACGGCUAGCGAUUUCCAGGAUCCCCUUCACGACCUCAGCUAUCUGGACUUGCCACUGCCCCUGAGGCCAAGACAAGCAAGAAAACCAGAGCUUCCGAGGUUGAAAUUUGACAGACCUUUUCUCUACUUUGUCAGGCAUAAUCCCACGGGGUUGAUUUUACAUAUAGGUAGAUUUAAUCCCAGACUGUUGCCGUGAGAAAGUGGUUUUAGAUGUAGGUUUAAAGUAUGGUAUGUAAACCGUGUGACAGCUGAAGUUUUGGCGAAGUGGCAGAUCUAGUAACAUUUAACAUUUUUGAAUAUUAUUAGAUAUUUUUAAAUAAUUCUCAGUAUUGUGUCUUUAGUAUUACCAAAACUUCAGUUUGUUAGUUUGUAAAUGUGUGGAUGAGGUAUUAAGUUAGUUUUUUUGUUACUAGCUCGUAGUACCGCACAAUAACGGUUAUUUUUUUGCCAUUUUGGCAGCGUAGCAGUUUAAGGUACAUAUUUGUUUGUCAUUAAUUACAAAGUAUUUUACAAAUGAUGUAUUCCAAAAAGGUUUUCGAUCACGAUUUAAUGUUCACCCAUUAUUAAUUUAAUAUCAUUUCAACAUCUCCAUUCACAUGAAUGUAUGGUUUUAGGUAGGUAUUUAAAAAAGACUCAAGAAUAAAGUACAAUUGAAACAUUUAAAGAAAAACUGUUCUUGUACUUUAAGGGAGAGUCUGUACUGAAUGUAAGAUUUGUUAAAUAAUGUAUGUUUAAUUUAUUUUUUGUAAAAAUCAAAAGAUCUGAUUUUUUGAGUUAUAUGUACAAUAUAGUGAGUAACUGAAACAUUGUAUCUAUAAAAAUAAAAAUUAUUACUU